AUGUUAAUCUAAAAGUAAUAACAAUUAUAUUUUAGAACCAAAAUUAAGAAAAUUAUAUCUUAUUUCUGCUUCCAUUACCUAUACUAUAACUUAUUUGCCAUGUUAUUUGCACUCUUUCAAUUUGAUAGAAUACCUUUUGCUGUCCCAUUAGGUUUUAGUAUUACUUUUGAAAUCUUUGUCUGCUACUAUUAUUCCAAUAAAUAAAUAGUCAAGAUGCUCGACCAUGUACUUCACAUAAUGGCUUAUGUAAUUUCAACAUCUAUUACUCAAGAAUUUUGUUAUCAUCCUUUAUUACACAAACCUUCAAUAUUACGUAUUCGGAAAUUUUUUCUUACUUCUUUCCUUUGCUAUAAGAACUAAAGAAAGUUGUUCAUCUUAAAUAACUCAUGAAUAUUCCUCCAUCAUUAGAUUCGUAAUAAACAAUUUUAUUAUCAAUAUAGUUAAAAACAUUUUAUAGAUUUUCAUCAUUAGUUGCCAGUGUUUGUGUCUCAUUAAAACUUAGUAAAUAUGUUGAAUGGACAUGGCCAUAGGCAUUCUGGUGGUAUUGGAUGUUUUUAAGUGCUUUAGUUGGUACUUGCUUUACUUUAAUCAUUGUACUCAUAUCUAAAAUUAUUAAUGAAAUCUUCAAGCAAAAUCAGACAGUUCCUUAGGAAUGUAAAAUAUUAAUUUAAUCUAGAUAAAUCUCUUCUUUGGGCUCUCUAUAAUUCAAUUAUUAGCAGUAUUCUUUCUGUAAUGUGGAUUAUUAACACUUUUAAUCAACUAGGCUUAGAUAUACCUAUUAAAAUCGGUGAAGUUCUAUUUUAUUCAACUGUUUCCUUUAAUUUAAUUAUAUUUUGUGCUUUAACUAAAUUUUUAUGGGAUUCCAUCAUCGAUUUCUGUGUUUACUUAUUACAAUCUCAAGAAACAGAUAUAGAAUUAUAAAGAGAGUUACCUACCAGUCAAAUAACUUAACAAAAAUAAUAUGAAAAAAGAAAAGCAAUUCAUUAAAUCUUCUUAAAAAAAUUAUCAUCUGCUUUCUUUAGAUAAACAACUAAAGAAGAUAUGCUCUAAUAAUCAUAAAAAUUAACAGAAAUAAUGACAGAAAGAGGACAAACAAAAAAAAUACUCUAAACUAUUGAAAUUGAAUCUAAAUAAUUAUAAGACAACUAAAACAAAAUUAAUGAAUCUAAUUAAAAAUGUAUAAUUUGUUGUGAUAAUCCUCCUAAUGCUGUUUUAAUGAUUUGUGGUCAUGGUGGAAUCUGUUAUAAAUGUGGAUUGGAAAUGGCAUAAAAAAGCAAAGAAUGUUUUUUAUGUAGACAAUAAAUUGUAUUCAUUUAUGAAAUCUCAAAUUUCAAUGAUGACCUUAUGAAAGUAGUAACAAUAACUAAAUUUAAUUACUGA
This is a messenger RNA of Paramecium sonneborni, 1380 nucleotides long. Lineage: Eukaryota; Ciliophora; Oligohymenophorea; Peniculida; Parameciidae. The record is from the annotation of a GenBank genome assembly.